Monoraphidium neglectum is the source of this 2553-nucleotide messenger RNA. RefSeq lists its product as hypothetical. The record is from RefSeq and is a predicted model, not a curated record. The coding region runs from base 1 to 2553 and encodes 850 amino acids. Gene Ontology annotation, biological process: deadenylation-dependent decapping of nuclear-transcribed mRNA. Gene Ontology annotation, cellular component: P-body; cytoplasm. The transcript has 4 exons. Lineage: Eukaryota; Viridiplantae; Chlorophyta; Chlorophyceae; Sphaeropleales; Selenastraceae.
AUGGACGGGCUGCAGGGAGCAGCGGUUGUGCGCGCGCGGCGGGUGCUGCACCGAUCGGAAGAUUCUUCAGAAGACGAUCUGCGAUCCGCCCUCAAGCACAUCGGCAUUGGCAGGCGCCCGUGCGACGCCGGAAUGGCGGGGCAGCUCCGGCCCAGGGGGGACGCGAGCGGCGGCGCUUGGAUCAGCUGCAGCGGCGAGACCAGGCACGGGGCCCCCUGCAGCGACUGCGGCAGCAGUCCGGCCGGCUCGCCCCGCGGCGGCCCCGGCAUUGCCGACAUCAGCGCAUCCCCAAAUGCGCUCGCCGGACACGCUGCCGGGAGCACAUUGAAGCGGCGCGGCCGCGAAGGGCGGGAUCAGGGGCAGGCAGCCAGCGCCGCCGCGGAGGGCGCACGCAGCGGCGGCGGCGACGCCGAGGGGUCGAGCCCCGCUGCAGAAGCAUCGCCGGGCAAAUCCUGGGUUUCCUCAGGGCGGAGCUCCGCCUCCCCGCGCGCGCCCCCGGGCCGCGCCAGCACCAGCAGCGGCGCGAGCAGCAGCGGCGGCACGAGCAGCGGCGGCGCGAGCAGCGGCGGCGGGGGCAGCUCGCGCGGGUGCAGCAGCCCGGUCGCGUGCAGCGCGCACAGCGGCGGCGGCGGCGGCGAUUUCGGCGACGACUGCGGUUUUGGUUUCCAGCUGGGCCUGUCGGCGCGGUUAUCAUGGGCUGAUGAGGUCGACGCCGCCUUUGGAGAUGAGUUCGAUCCCAUCUGCUCCGCCGCCAGCGACCGCGCCGUCGCCGGGCCCGACGCAGCGCCCGGCUCGGACCAGCCGCAGCCGCCGCCGCCGCCGCCGCGGGCCGCGUGUGCUGUUUGGGCGGCCGAGGGUUUUGUGGGGCGGCCGCGGGCUCGGCUGCGGGAGGACGGGCCUGAGGCGAAUCCCACGGACGUGUGGCGGCGCCCGGGUUGGGACGCGCCAGACCCGCCCCCGCCGCCACCGCGCCACGCCGCUCGGCCCGCCGCUGCCGCCGUUCAGCAAGCCAGCGGCAUUGACGGCUCUGGUGGCAGCGGGGGCGGCGACGCAGAGGAUGGCCGGGAGGAGUGCGGCGAUGAGAAGGUGGGCUGGGGGCGGCCCGGCGAGCCCUCACGGCGCCCGCCGCACGCCGCCGUCGACGCUCCCGCCGCGUCUGCCGUCGCCGCUGAGGCAGGGCUGGAGCCGUCCGAGCCGGGCACCAGUAGCGACGGCGCCGGCGACGGGGGCGGCGCAGCAGACGUAUUGGCGGUGGAGCGGGCUGCCUACAACAAAGCGGAGUACAAGCGCUGCGCUGCCUACCGCCCAAGCCCCGCCUACGCGCCCCGAGGCUCGCCGCCGCCGCCGCCGCUGUUCAUGUCGGCCUAUGACACAUGCGCCAGUUCUUACUUGUCGCUGUGGCUGAGGGAUCGCGACCCCUCAUCGCACGCGGCCCGCGCCGCGGCGCACGAGCGGCUGCUGUCGGCGCUCGCCGCGCGCGACGCAGCCGCCGUGGCGGGGCGGGGCGGGGCCGAGCCAGGCGUGCCCGCGGGGGGCGAGGCCGCUGCAGCUCGGGUGUGCGCCGCCGCCGGCACAAAGCAGCCGUUUGAGGAGGGGCAGCUGCCGGCUGCAGCGGCGCGCCCGCAUGGCCAGCACGAAUGGCGGCUGCUCGCGGCGCCCCCAACCGACACUCUGAGGCUCGCGCGGCUUGCAUACGCCCAGGCCAAGGCGGACGGCGCCGGCGCAGCACCCCCCACCCCACAAUCGCCGCCGCCGCGGCGGGUGGCUCGGCUGCAGCCGCAGCCGCAGGCUGGCCGGCCCCCAGCGCGGGGGCUGGCGCACGCUCAGGCCCGCGUGCGGGCGCAGGCGCGCGCCGAGGCGCUCGAGCGGGCGCGGCACGGCCCGCUCAACCAGCUGCGGGACGCAGCGGCGGCGGCCAAGGCGCAUGCGCUGUUCGCUACUAUGCAGGCGGGCGCGGCUGCCGCGUCGGCCACGCACGAGCAGCGUCUGAACGAAGCGCCAGCGCCAGGGCGAGAGCAGCAGGAGGGGGAUGGACAGCAGCAGCAGCGGCCGCAGUGGGAGGAGGGGCAGUCGUGGCAGCAUCAGCAGGAGCAGGAGCAGCAGCAGCCGGAGUGGGGGCGGGAGCAGAAAGUUGAGCAGGUACAGCAACAGCAGCAGCAGUUUGACCAGCAAGUGCAGCAACAACAGCAAGAGCAAGCAGAGCAGCAGCAGGAGCAGGAGCAGCAGGAGCCGGAAAAGGAGCAGCAGCAGCAGCAGCAGCAGCAGCAGCAGCAGCAGCAACAACAACAACUGCAGCAGCCGCAGCAGCCGCCGCAGCAGCAGCAGCAGCAGCAUCAGCAGCAGCAGCAGCAGCAGCAGGUGGCUAAGCAGCAGAGCCAGCCAUUGUUGCAACUGCCGCCACCGGAGCCGCAGCAGCGGCAAUCGGCCGCUCUGCAGCCCCAACCAGCCCCGCCGUCGGCGCCUGCAGCCCGCGUGAUCAUGCGCAUCGCGCAGCCCGCCGCCGCCACACCGCACGCGCAGCAGCAGCCCGCGCCGGCGCUGCCAAGGGAGUAG